AUGAAUGCGGAAGCCAAAAAGAAAGUGGACGUAUUAUCGGAAGAAUUGUUACCUUAUAUAAUUGCUGAGCAAGAGCGACGGACCACAUUGUACAAAAGAGUCAUGACUGCUAUACAGAAUGGAGAAAAAGGAGUCACUAUAGCGGAGAUUAGAAAUAAACCUCCUCUCAUUAUAAGGAAAGGUCUGAUGUUUCGGUGUCCCAUGAAUAGAGCGCCAAAAGAACCCGACGGAUCUGGUAUUAUUAUGUGUGAGGAUGAUAUAGAGCCAUCGCCUGUGAUGUUUGAUUCCUGUUUAAGUGCAGAAGAUAAGGAUCUUUAUGUCGCUGACAAUAAGUAUUUCUUUUGUAACAGACAUAAAGUGGAAGGUCCCGAUCUCCCUCGCAAUGGAAGCUCAGUGAUAGGAUGUGCUCCAAUGGAAAGGACAUCUUUGAACUACACCAGUGCUAAGUGUGCAUUAGAAGAUACGGACGAUGUUGUAGUCCAUUAUAGAUACUAUCCAGACAGGACUUACAAGUUUGUGACAGAAUUGGACCCGGAUAGAGAAGUAUGCGAUCAUUGGAAUCCAUGUCAAAUUGGUUAUAUCUACAGUUUACCAUCACCAGAUCAAGCCCUACCAGCCAACGAACUUUGGCAGGAUUCUAUAUUUGAAUUUGUACCACACUCAAUGUCCGGUAAGCUAUAUACUCCGGCACCGCGUCGCCUGAAAGUCCCACCUGGGUAUACUUUCGACGGAGUAUGGAGGGUCAAAGAUCCGUACAACACCAAGAAUCAAAAGGGCACACGCAGGCGUGGGGUUAAAGUAGGAGGACUAACAGUUGGUGGCACCAAUGGUAGGAAAAAUACUAUUCUCGGGGCAGUUGGUGUUGAUGUCGAAAUUGGUGCAGAGAAAGCGACAGUUCAAACGCCCGAUGUGAAGGAGUUGGAUAUGACGGCUGGUCAGCGUGCGGAAUCAAUGACAGUCACCUACAGAUGCAACAAAUGCGAGCUGCUCAGGAUCAUGGUUCGCGCUGCAGAUUACAACGUGCAAAGUUCCAUUAUAAUGGACCUAGGCAUUGUAGGGUCGAAGGAUGUUGGAUAUUACAUAGCUGUGUUCCGUACAGAAGAGAAUCCCGAGGAGAACAUUCAGAUCAUCAAAGUGGAUUUCCUUCAUGUAUCAAGAAUGACAACAAUAUUCAAAGUAGGAGACCACAUGGAUGAGAGAUUAAAGUUCGACUGCUCCGACUGUGAUAUAACAGACGUUCUGUGUAACGGACAGAGCGUCACAGCUUCUGGCAGAGCAACACCAACAUCCAUUACUAUUCGUGUGAGUGAAUUCAGUGCUGAUUACGAAGGGGUCUACCAAGCUGUAUUCGACAGUAAAGGAGAACAAAUAACGAAAACCAUCCUAGAGAUAAGGUAACAACCAAAAAAGUUUUUAAAACUCCUUUAAAGAGAUAUACAGGGUUAUUUGUAAAACACCAGCAACCUUACAGAAAUAUUUAAGUAACUAAUAUUAAAAACAACAGCACUGAUCUACAAGUUUAAUAACAGACGCUUAUAUGUAAAAUAAAUUAAAUAAUACGAAGUUAUAAUUUUUAAUAAACAAAGAUUUAAGAUUUUGAAUUUUAUAUGGUGUUGGUUAUUUAAUUCUGCGGGUUUAUUAGUGUUUUAGAAAUAUCCCUGUAUAUAAUGAAACUGGUGUUUGACGUUUCUGACGAAGAUUUAGAACCUUAUGGUUGACUGAACAGUUAAUUGUAGAAGUCAACAGCACGUCAUGAUAUACAAAUUUUUCAACUAUCUCCACACGAUAUUAAAUCAUAAUGCAAUAUAGAUACGGUUAAAAAUCGGUCGAAGAAAGUUGAGAUAAAGCUAGGCGUGCACCACAAAGAAAACUUCUUCUAUGUUAAUGUACAAGAAAUUUCUUCGUUUCAAUUCGAAACCUCCAUUGAGCCGAAAGACCUCCAUUGAAAUAAAAAAUGCUCCUAAGAACAAACAGGAAUCGAGAGAGGAUUUAUUAAAAAUGGUGAUGUGCCUUGCAAAAAGUGUUGAUCUCGUAAUGGAUGUUAGAGAUAUCAAAGAUAUUUUUAGAUUAUCAGAAAGAAAAGAAAGAGGGGUAAACAACCCGCCUAUAAUUUUGGAGCUCGGAUCCACCCUUUUGAAGAUUGAUCUACUCAAGAAGAUAAAAUUGUUUAAUUCAAAAAACAAAUCCAAAUUACAAGCAAUGCAUCUCGGAUUCACUAUAAAUGAACAUAACCCAAUUUAUAUAACUGAGCAAUUAACUUCAAAAGCUGCGCGAUUAUUUUUCCUAGCACGAGACUUAGUGAAGAUGAAAAACUAUAAAUAUUGCUGGACCUCUUUUGGUAAGGUAUUUGUUAGACAAGAUGAAAGCUCUCGCAUUAUACAAGUUACAACUGAACCUCAAGUUCAUCAACUACUACAAAAGCCAUGACUAUAUAAAAUAAUUAAAUUUUGCAUGAUUUUGUUAUUCCUAACAUUUAAGUGUAUAAUUAAUAAUUUACUUUUUAUUUUUUUUGCCAUAAAAAAAGUACAUAAGUUGCUAACCAAAUGUAAUCAAGCUCAAACUACAUUCACUUACACAACCACCAAUUACAAUAAACACAAAAUUACAUACAAAAUACAAAAAACUGACAAUAUAAAUGUUUUUCUGUGUGUACAUAUUUUGUAUUCUUAUAUUAGUUUAAAUAAUUAUUUAAUAACCUUCUGUUUUGACCAUAUGAACAAAAUUAGACUAAAAUCAUGGAUUUAAACUCUAAUAUUAUGCACGAAAUAGAUAACAUUGAAAUAGCAAAAAGCACAUCUUGCAACUUAGAGGACCUAUUUAAAUAUAUACACAGAGAAAAAGAAAACAAUUUAACUAUAAUAACACAGAACAUAAGAAGUAUAUAUAAGAACAUGGAUGACUUGC
Messenger RNA from Diatraea saccharalis (sugarcane borer), 2904 nucleotides. The record is from the annotation of a GenBank genome assembly. Lineage: Eukaryota; Metazoa; Arthropoda; Insecta; Lepidoptera; Crambidae.